AUGGCCACCCAAGGCAGGGAAAUGUCAGGCUUCGUCCCCAGAAGGGUUGUUCUCCAGAAACAGGAAGGAAGCCUGGCCAUCCAGAAAAAUCCAGGGAGCCAGACGUGGGGGCAAAGCUGCAGUCUCCAGAGGAACCACCCUCCCAUCUAUGGAAUUUGCCGGCUGCACUUCAGGCAGUUGUGUUACCAUGAGACGUCCGGGCUGAGGGAGGCACUGAGCUGGCUUUAGGAGUUCUGCCGCUGGUGACUGAUGCCUGAGGUACACACCAAGGAGCAGAUCCUGGAGCUAUUGGUGCUGGAGUAUUUCCUGAGCAUCCUGCCUGAGCAGCUGCGUACCUGGGUGCAGCUGCAUCACCACGAGAGUGGCGAGGAAGACAUGGUUGUGGUGGAGGAUUUCCAGAGACACCUCAGUGAAUCAGAAGAGGUUUUAGCUCCAGCACAGGAACAAGAAAUACAUUCAGAGGAGAUGAAAGAUCUGGGUGCAACUAAGGAGUCUUCUCCUAGUUCACCCCUCAGUGUGUCCCCAGAAGACUUAGGAAACCAAGCAGCAGCCACUGUGCUUCCGACAGUCAGGCCUCAGUUGAGAAUUAAAGAGAAUUCAAGGGGAACUCAGCCUUUAAGUGCUCUCUUUGAACAUGAUUUUGAUAGUGGAGUUGGCACACAUCUUGCAUCCCGAGUGAAUUCCUGUGAGGAUACUCUUGAGAAACUAACAGACAAAUCCUCAGGUGAGGAAGAGAACACACUGAAGCAUGAUUUCUCAGAUGUAACAAAUGAAGAUAAAAAAGAAUUCACAGAACACAGAAGUAAUGAAUAUAAACAUCUUGAGCAUCCUCGUCAUUCCUUCAGUACCACACAGCCGGGGGUUCUAAAGGGACAGAAAUUCUAUAGGUGUGAUGAAUGUGGCAAAACUUCCAAUAGGAUUUUAGACCUCAUUUGCUAUCGAAGAAUUCACACUGGAGAGAAGUAUUAUGAAUGCACUGAAUGUGGUAAGACCUUCUGGCAGACCUCUCAGCUCAUAGUUCAACUCAGACCUCACACAGGGGAAAAGCCCUAUGAAUUCAGAGCGUGUGGGAAGAUGUACUGGCACAGCUCCCAUCUCAUUCAACACCAGAGACUCCAUAAUGGGGAGAAAUCAUAUAAAUGUAAUGAAUGUGGAAAGCCCUUUACUCAGAGUUCCCCACUCACAGACCACCAAAGAACCCAUACAGGGAAGAAAUCCUAUGAAUGCAAUGAGUGUUAGGAGACCUUCAUUCGGAGUAAAAGUCUCCGACACCAAAUCCUUCUCACUGGUAGGACGUCCGACAAAUGUGCUGAUUGUGACAAAGCUUUCUGUUCCAAGAGAAAUCUAGUUGACCACCAGAGAAUCCACAUUGGAGAGAAACCUUAUGAGUGCCAAGAAUGUGGCAGGACCUUCAGUCAGAGUAAGUGUCUUACUCAACAUCAGAUCCUCCACUCUGGGGGAAAACCAUACAGAUGUAGCAAGUGUGGGAAAGCCUUCCACCAUAAUUCUCAACUAGCUGAAUAUGAGCAAAUUCAUACUGAAGAAAAGCCUUUUGAAUGUAAUGAGUGUGGUAAGACAUUCAGUCUAAGUAAAUGUCUUAUUCGUCAUCAGAGACUUCACUGUAGCACUCAAAGACUUCACACUGGUGAAAAACCCUAUCAAUGCAAUGAGUGUGCGAAAUCCUUCAAUCAAAAUUCACACCUCAUUAUACACCAGAGAAUUCACACUGAUGAGAAACCUUAUGAGUGUAAGUGUGGGAAGGUUUUCAGUUAUAGCUCCAGUCUUAUGGUCCAUCUGAGAACCCAUACUGGAGAGAGACCUUAUAAAUGCAAGGAUUGUGGGAAAGCCUUUAGUGACAGCUCACAACUCAUUGUGCACCAGAGAGUGCACACUGGAAAGAAAUCUUAUGAAUGCACGAAGUGUGGGAAAGCCUUCAGCCAGCAUUCCACUUUCAAUCACCACCAGCAAACUCACACAGGAGAGAAGCAGCCAGGGCUAUCUCAAUGGGCCUCUUAA
Molecule: messenger RNA, 2016 nt
Organism: Sorex fumeus (smoky shrew)
Lineage: Eukaryota; Metazoa; Chordata; Mammalia; Eulipotyphla; Soricidae
Gene: ZKSCAN7
Product: zinc finger with KRAB and SCAN domains 7
Biological process (GO): negative regulation of transcription by RNA polymerase II; regulation of cytokine production; regulation of immune system process
Source: RefSeq, a predicted model, not a curated record